This is a messenger RNA of Daldinia childiae, 1518 nucleotides long. RefSeq lists its product as uncharacterized. The transcript is spliced from 2 exons. Bases 1 to 1518 code for a protein of 505 amino acids. Gene Ontology annotation, biological process: ubiquitin-dependent endocytosis. Gene Ontology annotation, molecular function: ubiquitin protein ligase binding; protein-macromolecule adaptor activity. The record is from RefSeq and is a predicted model, not a curated record. Lineage: Eukaryota; Fungi; Ascomycota; Sordariomycetes; Xylariales; Hypoxylaceae. Gene Ontology annotation, cellular component: cytoplasm; cytosol; plasma membrane.
AUGCCACAUCGAGUAGUAGACUUUUUUAGGUCUUCUAACGACAGCAUUCACAAUAUUAAGGCGUCCGUACAACGGAGGAGCAAUCCCAACUCUCGAUCCGCCUCCAGAGAACGACCCACUGUAACUACGGUACUCGAAAGUGCCGCCGAUCAUACUCAAUCUUUGAUUUCCGCCGCACCUCCCGUAAAGAUGGCCGAACCUCCUAAGGAAAAACAUAAGGACUCUCAUAGUCACCAUCGCCUCAGUUUUCCAAGCUUGCAUCUUGGUGGAUCUAAAUCUUUCAGGGAGUCAUCACCCAAUCCCAAUGCGUCAUUAGACUGGAAAAUUGAGUCGCCACCAGUUGUCAUGCACGGCGAGCCGGAGAACAGCACAGGAGCCUUGAUUUCCGGUCAAUUAUUACUUGACGUCAAGGAGGAUGGCUUUGAAGUCGAGAAUUUCAGUGCCAGGUUAAAUAUUCAUGUCACACAGAAAAGACCAUUUGCAGGGCAUUGCCAGCAAUGUUCGAAUCGAACGACAGAGCUCAAGUCUUGGACAUUCUUGAGCGAGCCAACGAUUCUUUCUAAGCGCGUUCACGAAUUUCCUUUCUCUGUUUUAUUAGAUGGACAUCUACCUGCGACAACGGACAACGCGAUUGUUGCUAUUCGAUACGAGUUCUUCGCGGAGGCUACGCCCCGAACUGGGCCUACUAUCAAGCUCACGAAGAAUAUCGACGUAAAGCGAUCACUCCAAGUACCAGAACUGCCCCACCACAGCAUUCGCAUAUUCCCCCCAACCAACAUUGCAGCUAGCGUACACUUCACGCAAGUUGUACAUCCCAUUAGCACUAAUACAUUUACCAUGCGCCUUGACGGUAUCGUCAAGCAUAACCCUGAUGUUAAGACUGUGGAGUAUUGGAAGCUAAAACGGCUCUCAUGGAAGCUCGAAGAAAAUAUGGAGACCGUAGCGCCGGCAUGUGAGAAGCAUGCGCCAAAAGAUCCAGAAACCGGCUUGCCGACAAAGAAGGGCUCAAAGCGCAGCGACGCACGUAUAAUAGCGCAUGCAGAUAUGCAUAGCGGCUGGAAGUCGGACUACUCUCCAUCUGGGUGUAUUGAGAUGGAAGUCCAGUAUCAGAUUGCACCUGGUACAAAGACUGUGUGUGAUAUGAAGAGCGAAGAUGGCACCCAAAUUACACACCAAUUAGUUGUGGAGAUGGUUGUUGUCCAAGAAUACGCACCUACUGCCCACCCUAAACACAUCACGCCUACUGGAGUGGCACGUAUAUUACGAAUGCACUUCGGUGUCGUGAUAACAGAGAGGGCAGGGUUGGGUGUCAGCUGGGACAACGAGGCACCUCCAAUCUACCAAGAUGUUCCGCCUUCACCCCCUUCCUACUCGUGCGACAUACCCUACUCUAGCAUCGAGAGUGUCGAGGAUUUAACACUAAGUCGACGAAGUCAGGAGGUUGGGAGCAGGGCCCAGAGUCCAGCAUAUGAGGAGCGAGCACCGUCAAGCGCGGGAGCCGAUGAGGCCGCACGUUAG